AUGGGCGCGCAACAGAGUCGUCGAAGCGGCCACGGCAGCAGGCCUUGUUCGACCAUGAAGCACGACAGCAGUCGGAGCAGUUCUGAGGCCUCGGAUUCAAAGGGCUCGCGGUCGCUGAAGACGGUUUCUGUUGCGUCCGCGUCCGCCUUCGCCGCCAUCGCGGCCGUCACACCAAGUAGCAGUAGCAGUGCCGAGGACAUCAGUAGGCUCAGCGAGAGGACGCGGGUAGAAAAGCGCGAAGUUCAGAAACCGCCGCCGCCGCGCCCGAAGAGCUACCUCGAGAUGCCGCAGACGACAGUCCCGUGCCAGUACCGCACAGGCAAGACGCUUGGGAGCGGGACUUACGCCAUCGUGAAGGAGGCCAUCCACAUCCACACCGGCAAAUACUAUGCCUGCAAAGUCAUCAACAAGAAGCUCAUGCAGGGGCGCGAGCAUAUGGUGCGCAACGAGAUCGCUGUCCUCAAGCGCAUCUCGAGCGGGCAUAAGAACAUAGUCACCCUGCACGACUACUUCGAGACGACGCACAACCUUUAUCUCUGCUUCGAUCUGUGCACGGGUGGCGAGCUGUUCGACAGGAUAUGUGCGAAGGGUAACUACUACGAGGCGGACGCCGCCAAUCUCGUCCGCACUAUCCUGCAGGCUGUCAAGUACAUCCAUGACUGCGGAAUAGUCCACCGAGACCUCAAGCCCGAGAAUUUGCUCUUCCGCACCCAAGCAGAGGACGCCGACAUCAUGAUCGCCGACUUCGGCUUGAGUCGUGUUAUGGAGGAAGAGAAGUUGAACAUGCUCACCGAGAUUUGCGGCACGCCCGGGUAUAUGGCCCCUGAAAUCUUCAAGAAGACUGGCCACAGCAAACCUGUCGAUAUUUGGGCGAUGGGCGUCAUCACGUACUUCCUGCUCGCCGGCUACACGCCCUUUGACCGCGACUCGCAACAGCUCGAGAUGGAGGCGAUCAUUGCUGGCGACUACAAGUUCGAGCCCGAGGAGUACUGGGAGAACGUGUCGAGCACGGCGAAGGACUUCGUGACGCAGUGCUUGACCAUCGAUCCGACGAACCGGCCAACAGCGGCGGAGGCGCUGCAGCACAAGUGGCUCUCCGACCCGACCGCGCACUUCGUCACGGACAAGGAGGGCCCGGUCGACCUCCUGCCGCAUGUCAAGAAGGCGUUCAACGCGAAGCAGCUGUGGAAGAAGGCCGCGUUCAGCAUCAAGGCGCUCAACCGCAUGACGAUGCUCGCGAGCAGCGGGCUCGACAAGGACGCGGCGGAGCUGUCGGAGAACUUGAAGAAGUACAAGGAGGAGUCGGCGCGGGAGAUCAUGGAGGAGUCCACGAUCACCCACUCGCACAACAUGGAGACGGAGUCGACGACGGACUUGACGUUGAAGGAGAAGGAGGUGCGCGAUGCUGUCAAGGCAUCCGACGACAUCAGCGCGCACGACCACGAGGACAUCUCCUCGAAGCUCGCGAGUGUCAGCCUCGACGAGGGUCAGAAGAAGUAG
Messenger RNA from Schizophyllum commune H4-8, 1500 nucleotides. Its product is annotated as putative serine/threonine protein kinase. Gene Ontology annotation, biological process: protein phosphorylation; cellular response to oxidative stress. The record is from RefSeq and is a predicted model, not a curated record. The transcript is spliced from 11 exons. Lineage: Eukaryota; Fungi; Basidiomycota; Agaricomycetes; Agaricales; Schizophyllaceae. The coding region runs from base 1 to 1500 and encodes 499 amino acids. Gene Ontology annotation, molecular function: ATP binding; calmodulin binding; calcium/calmodulin-dependent protein kinase activity.